Molecule: messenger RNA, 1474 nt
Organism: Fimicolochytrium jonesii
Lineage: Eukaryota; Fungi; Chytridiomycota; Chytridiomycetes; Spizellomycetales; Powellomycetaceae
Product: galactose mutarotase-like domain-containing protein
Exons: 1
Coding region: 77-1285 (402 amino acids)
Biological process (GO): beta-D-galactose catabolic process via UDP-galactose, Leloir pathway; glucose metabolic process
Molecular function (GO): aldose 1-epimerase activity; carbohydrate binding
Source: RefSeq, a predicted model, not a curated record
CCUCUUUCUCUGGCAUCCUCUUCGCCAUCAACACUCAUUCCCCACCGACAACAACCCACGACCACCUCAGCAGACGAUGUCCACCCAACCCUCCGCCAGCGCCCCAGGCGUAACCCGCGCCACCCUCACCCGCUCCCCCCACACCUUCGAAACAUUCACCCUCACAACCCGCACCCUCACCGCCCGUUUCCUCAACUACGGCGCAACCCUCAGCCAUCUCCUCGUCCACAACCCCACAACAAACAAAACCCACGACAUUGUCCUCGGCUUUGAGGACCCCGCCGAUUACCUCCUCAACGGCAAACGUGACGACUCGUACCCGUAUUUUGGGGCCACCAUCGGCCGCGUGUGUAAUCGUGUCACACGGGGGCAAUGUACGCUGAACGGGAGGCAGGUCACAUUGCCUGUUAACAAUGGGCCUAACUCGCUGCAUGGCGGGAUCGAAGGGUUCGACAAGAAGUUCUGGACGGGAGACAUUGUCUCGCAGACCCCUCCAUCGGUGCGAUUCACAUACACGUCCCCACAUGGCGAGGAGGGGUACCCCGGCGAGCUAGCCGUGUCAGUCACGUACACCAUCACGGAAUCCCACGGCCUAAGCAUGGCCUACACCGCGCAACUGACGGAGUCCAGCCCAGCGGACGUGACCGAAACCGCGGUGAAUCUGACCAACCACAGCUAUUUCAACCUCUCCGGGUUCCGUACCCCCGAUGGGGCGACGGUUAAAGACCAUGUGCUGCUAUUGGAUCGCGGGUCUGUAGAGGGCGUGCUGGAGUUGGAUGAUACCCAGGUGCCGACGGGGAAGGUCCUAAACAUCGCUGACGCCGGUGAUGCGUUCAAUUUCAACCAGCCCAAGAAAUUGGGGGAGGGGUUGAGGGAGGGUCUGGACCAUGUGGAGCGGUUCAAAGGUUAUGAUCAUUUCUUCCUCCUCAGUCAGCACCAGCACCCACGUCAGACUGUUUUUACUGCCACCGCCUCGGACACACCCAUUCCUCGCCCCCUACCCACAAUCCACCUCUACCACCCCACCUCCGAACUCCACAUGCACAUCAGCACCACCGCACCGGGGUUCCAGCUGUACACGGCCAACUGGCUCGAUGGGAAAUACACGGGUACGAAGCCGGGUACGCAGGAAGGCGCGGUGUAUGGGAAGCAUUCCGGGAUAUGUUUUGAGACUUCCGCGUUGGUUGACGCGGUGAAUUUUGAGGAAUGGAGAAAAGGGGUGGUUGUGGGGAGGGGGGAGGUGUGGAGGAUGGUGACGUCGUUUGGGUUUGAGUGGGGUGUAUGAGUGCAUAGUACGUGAGGAGACGGCGUAGGUAGCGAGCAACACGUUCACAUCAGCGCGUUGUCAAAAAGUUUACGGUAAAUACAGUAGUUUGCAGCAGACACACAACCAACAGUAUCUCUUCAUCGAAUCUCUCUACGAGGAGAAUAAAUCUACAUGCUCAGAGGCAAACGUCAAAAAAAGAAAUUACAA